Molecule: messenger RNA, 1020 nt
Organism: Penicillium cinerascens
Lineage: Eukaryota; Fungi; Ascomycota; Eurotiomycetes; Eurotiales; Aspergillaceae
Product: endonuclease/exonuclease/phosphatase family protein
Exons: 1
Coding region: 1-1020 (339 amino acids)
Biological process (GO): double-strand break repair
Cellular component (GO): PML body; cytoplasm
Molecular function (GO): single-stranded DNA binding; 5'-tyrosyl-DNA phosphodiesterase activity
Source: RefSeq, a predicted model, not a curated record
AUGAAUAUAUUCGCGCAGGCCCGCGCAAGCAUUCUGUCUUGGGCACAUACUACACCACUUCCAUCUGCAGACCAAGCGCAUCCUACAUUCCAGUCCUGGCACCACUUUGACCCCGUCCUACAGUGGGUCUCUCUUCCCUCGAACGCCGGACGUGAUCACGCAGAGCCAACGCGUGGGGGUAAUACGGACCUGGUGUUGCUGACAUGGAAUAUCGACGCAACAUCUCCUCGGACCCAAGAGCGCGUAACAGAUAUAGUUACGUUUAUUACCGAGCUUGAUCCUAAAGUGGAUAUUGUAUUCCUUCAAGAGGUUUCAAGACCGGCCUUGCAACAAAUCUUAAAAGACGAGCGUGUUCGUGAAUCCUGGUUUUCAAGUGAGCGUGACGAUGCGGCAUGGGGCAAACAACCCUUUGCAACGAUGAUCCUGCUGUCUAAGGAACGUUUUGCAUCAUAUCAUAACUCGCAAAUCAGCAAUGCCGUUCUGGGACAUAUUUGGAGGGUCAAAUACCCUAGCCACUUUGAUAGAGACGCGCUCUGUUGUGAUGUCUUUUUUCCUUCGCCUCAAGAAUCUGAACAUUCUACCACGCGAAUACGUCUUGUGAAUGUUCAUCUGAAUUCUCUGCCUAUCAAACCUUCUCACCGGCCCCGGCAGAUCUCUAUUGUCUCCGCCUUCCUGCGUGUCGCAGGUUGCGGGGUGGUUGCUGGUGACUUUAACCCGGUUCUUGAAGAAGACGCCGCUCUUAUCGGGAGCAAUGGUUUGACAGAUGUCUGGACAUCUCUUCACCCGGAGGAGCCCGGCUUUACGUGGGGAGUACAUGGGGAACAUCCGUUUCCCCCGAAUCGGCUCGAUAAAGUUGCGGUCCUAGGCCUCAAACCUUCCAAUAUCAAAAUCCUAGAGCCAAAACGACUCGGUGACUCAGACACAUCGAGAUUCCAGCAGACUGAUCCAAUAGAAGACACCCCGCUCUGGAGUGACCAUCACGGUGUACUGUGCUCUUUCGGUCUGGCCAAGAGUGAAUGA